AUGGACAACCCCAUUAUCCCCAUGUCGCCACUCCCUUCGGAGUCCCCGUUGGAGCCGGGCAUUCCUGCGACAUCACCGCUCGGUGAGGUCAUACUGUAUACUCGCUACGUCUACCCACUGGCUCUAUUUGUCUUCUUUCUGUUCACGCUCGCUUGGUGGGGAAUUUCAACGUCCCAGUCGUCGAGGCCCUCACCGCCAUCUGUCAACGGAAUCUACGAGAAUGGUAGGAGGACUCGCGAUACUGGUAGCGGAAACGACGGGCCUGGCCUCUUUGCCAGAAUCGCUGGUCGCUUCCCCGGGGGGACACCAGCAAAGAGCAAAAGAGGGUCGGAUGACAAACUAACGCCGACGAGAAAGGCCGUGUUCAAUUGGUUGCUUGUGGGGAUUAUUAUGACCUUCGUGCUUAACUCGGCGAGCGUGAUCUUCCACGCGUUAACAACCCGUGGCUGGUGGGUUGGACAAGCCUAUGUUAUUUGCACCGUUUCGCUACUGUUCAUCUAUGCGCUUAUGCUCAUCUCGCAAAUCGACAACACCCUGUACCCUACGCUUCCUCACUUUGCGAGUUGGGUUUUAGGUAUCUGCGGGGAGUCUUUACUCCUCGGUGCCAAGCUCUACAUAUACGAAGAAGACCUCGAUAGACAUAAACCGAAAGACGGAGAGCUCGUAAAUACGCUGAAAAAGAAGCACGGCAUUUUCCUUGUUAAUAACUGGGAGAUUAUCGAUCUAUCCAUCGAUAUUUCCCGCCUGUUUCUGCUGUUACUUCUUGUGUUCUUGUAUUUUAUCCUUGUGAUCGCACCAAAGCCUAGAGCAGAGCCCACUGAUUCUGAAGAAUCUACACCUCUUUUGAGUGGUGCUGCUUCGCCAUCUGGUUCCGCUGAUUAUGGCGCUAGCAAGACUAAUGGUGUACCAUCUCCGGAUGAGCCUGCGGGAUGGGCUAGGAAGAUGACCCUUACUAAGCAGAGCUGGUGGGAGUAUCUUCGUGGAUACGCGAUCUUUUUCCCGUAUCUAUGGCCAAGUAAAAGCCGUAGACUGCAAUUUUUGAUGAUCAUUUGUUUUAUCCUUGUGAUUUUGCAGCGCGGGGUGAAUGUUUUGGUACCACAUCAGCUUGGGAAGAUUACAGAUAUUUUGGCUGGAGACGGUCAGAAACAGCGCCUCCCAUGGGAACAAAUUGUGCUAUACAUUACCUACCGCUUCCUUCAAGGAAACAUGGGUGUUCUUGGCGCCCUUAGAAGUACAUUGUGGGUUCCUAUUGGGCAAUAUUCAUAUCAAGCACUAUCAACAUCUGCAUUCGAACAUGUUCACUCGCUAUCACUCGAUUUCCAUCUUGGCAAAAAGACUGGCGAAGUUUUGAGCGCGCUCAGCAAGGGAAAUGCAAUCAAUAAUUUCCUUGAGCAGGUUUCGUUCCAGGUUGUACCCAUGCUUGUAGAUUUGGGUGUGGCUAUUGCGUAUUUCUUUUUUGAAUUUGAUGCAUAUUAUGCGCUUAUCGUUGCCAUCGUAACUUUCUGCUACCUCUACAUCACCGUCAGAAUGGCCCAGUGGCGUGCGGAUAUCCGUCGUGAAAUGGUCAACAAGUCGCGCGAGGAAGAUGCCGUUAAGAACGACUCUAUGAUUGCCUACGAAACCGUCAAAUAUUUCAAUGCUGAGGCCUAUGAAUUUGGACGCUAUAGAUCUGCAGUUAGGGCUUACCAGAGUGCAGAGAGAAAGGUUCUACUUAGUCUUAACGUUAUGAACGUUACGCAGAAUCUGGUCUUUACAAUUGGACUUGUCAUUGCUUGCUUUUUGGCUGCAUGGCAGGUUACUAUUGGGGAAAUUAGAGUUGGAAGAUUUGUAUCUCUUUUGGCAUAUCUUGCUCAAUUGCAAGGCCCGCUGAAUUUCUUUGGGACAUUUUACAGGAGCAUUCAAAGCUCUAUGAUCAAUUCUGAGAGAAUGCUUGAAUUGUUCAAGGAAGAGCCGACGGUUGUAGACGCCCCAGAAGCCAAGAAGAUUAGUUCUUGCACUGGUGAAAUCACCUUCAAAGACGUCCAUUUCUCCUACGAUCAUCGCAAGCCCGCACUCCGUGGUCUUGACUUUGUGUGCAAACCAGGAACCACAACUGCAUUUGUUGGAGAGAGUGGUGGUGGUAAAACUACCGUCUUGAGACUGUUGUUUAGAUUCUAUAACAUUCAACAAGGAUCUAUUAUGGUUGACGGACAAGACGUGCGUGAUAUUACCAUUGAUUCUCUCCGUUCAAAGAUCGGUGUUGUCCCUCAAGAUACUGUGUUGUUCAACGAAUCCGUUAUGUACAAUCUUAAAUACGCCAACCCCGACGCAACUGACGAAAUGGUCCAUGAAGCCUGCCGCGCUGCUAGUAUCCACGAUAAGAUCAUGAGUUUCCCUGAUGGCUACGAGACCAAAGUAGGAGAACGUGGACUACGUCUUUCCGGUGGCGAAAAGCAGCGUGUCGCAAUCGCAAGAACAAUUCUCAAGGACCCUAAAAUUAUUCUCCUCGAUGAGGCAACAGCUGCAUUGGAUUCUGAAACUGAGCAGCACAUUCAAGCAGCUCUCAAAGAACUUGCAAAGGGCCGAACAACUCUCGUUAUAGCGCACCGUCUUUCAACCAUCACGCAGGCGAACCAGAUUCUCUGUCUUCACGAAGGUAAAGUCAUCGAGGCAGGAACCCACGAGGAGCUUCUUGCAAAGGGAGGAAGGUACGCUAUGAUGUGGCGUAAGCAAAUCCGCGCAGAGUUGAAGAAGGCAAAGCUUGAGGAGACAGAAUCCGAAUCAGACGAUGUGCAGCCUUUGAUCGAUUUGGAGCCUUCGCACCCUUCUAAAGAGCCGUCAAUCUUUGAAGGAUCCGGCUUUAUUCCUGUACCGAUGCACGACCCGAGGGAUCGAUGUGGUGCUGUUGACGGAGUCAUACCACCAAGUAUGUUGGAUAUUGAACCAAGUCCUAAGAGGGCUGCUGUACUCGAGUCGGGUAUCCCUGCUUCACCGCCAAGAGCGCCAAGAGCACCCACACGAGCACUCACAGACUCUGGGAACAAUUCUCCUGUUUCCGGGGGGAAGGGCAAGGAACGAGAAGGUUUGAGGAGGAGUGGGAGUGCGAUGUCCACUGCAAGCGGUGGGAAGUGGAGUGCAAAGGGACUCAGAAAGGCUUUGAGUAUGAAGGGAAAGAACGUAACUCUGCACAAGCGGUCUGCAAGCAGUAGUGGGCUGCUUGAGAGAGCUGCUAGCAGCGGAGGUGGAGGCAGAAGAUCUGGCGGCGGCGGUAGUGGUAGUGGUAAUACUGCUGGUACUGAUGGUGCAGGUUCUUCUGGAGGCUCGAAGGCUGAAGCUGAUAAGACAGAAUGA
Morchella importuna is the source of this 3330-nucleotide messenger RNA. RefSeq lists its product as uncharacterized. Gene Ontology annotation, biological process: transmembrane transport. Gene Ontology annotation, cellular component: membrane. The record is from RefSeq and is a predicted model, not a curated record. Lineage: Eukaryota; Fungi; Ascomycota; Pezizomycetes; Pezizales; Morchellaceae. Gene Ontology annotation, molecular function: ABC-type transporter activity; ATP hydrolysis activity; ATP binding. The coding region runs from base 1 to 3330 and encodes 1109 amino acids. The transcript has 5 exons.